Molecule: messenger RNA, 3057 nt
Organism: Ochlerotatus camptorhynchus
Lineage: Eukaryota; Metazoa; Arthropoda; Insecta; Diptera; Culicidae
Gene: dpp
Product: decapentaplegic
Exons: 3
Coding region: 508-2010 (500 amino acids)
Cellular component (GO): extracellular region
Molecular function (GO): growth factor activity; cytokine activity
Source: RefSeq, a predicted model, not a curated record
AGAAUUAUCGAAAAAUAAUGUCAGUGCCAAAUGAAUCAAUUCAAAACAUAGCCUCCCAUAAGGCAGUGGUAGUGAAAUAAACAGUGAGCUUGCCGCAUUGUAAAAAAAAGAGCAUGCACAGAUUCGGCGUUGAUCCUGCGGCGUUACAUCUUCUCACGUUGAGCCAACGCUUAGAUGCGGAAGUCAACCCGAGUCUCAAACAACCAGAAGACCAUCACCAUCGUUGUGCACAGCAGCAACAGCAGCAGCAGCAGAAGAAGACAAUUACAGCAGUGCUAUAAACUAGAAAACUUCAAUCGAACUCACUUUCGGCGGAAACGAACCUUCCUCUACUACGAUCGGCAUCACCGUGCGUUCUCGAGCAGGAGUUGAUUUUAUAACCUCUCCCGCGUUUCUCUCUCUCUACACCCGAAGUUUCACCGCAAAGUCCCAAAAACAACAACAACAAAACAGGAAGCAAUUAUCGAACCGGGCAGCUAUUGGAAGCAAAGAGCUGCAAACACGAACAUGCACGCGUGGCUUUAUGUCCUCGCGGUGCUGGCGAUUCUACAGGGUGUAACGCAAGUCGCUAGCACCGGCGAUCAACCAUCAGUGUCUGCUUCGACCACCGCCACCACCACCAGCAACAGCAACAGCAUCAGCAGCAUCAGUAAUCCAGAUGAAUCAAAUCAUCGGCCGUCGACUAGUGAUGAUAGUGUGGCGCAAAGUGAGUCAGAGGUGGACGAAGAUAGUUUAGAACGGCCGGCGGCCGGUGAGUUGCACCUGCAGAUGGAUCCGGUCGCGUCCGUCGUCGAUGACGAUGACGACGAUGAGGACGAAGAUGAUAGUGAUAGUGAUAACAGUCUAGAUUUUAGUGGUAGCAGCAGCAGCAGUGGUAGUCAUAGUAGUGAUAGUGAUAGCGAUAGUAACAGUAAGCCCGAUCCUGAAACGCUAGUCGAAAUCGAGAAGAAUCUCCUAAGUCUGUUCGGUUUUCCAAAAAGACCAAAAAUUGAUAGAUCUAAAGUGGUGAUACCGGAGGCGAUGAAGCAGCUGUACGCCCAGAUCAUGGGCCACGAUCUGGUUGACUCGGUCAACGUGCCAAAGGAGGGCCUCAACACGCGCAACGCGAACACGGUGCGGAGUUUCACGCACGAAGAAAGCCAUAUAGACGACCGGUUCAAACACCACCACCGCUUCCGAUUGAUGUUCAACGUGACCAACAUCCCACGAAGCGAGAAGCUGCGGGCAGCCGAACUCACUCUGAAUCGUGAUGCCAUCGAAGAUCGUCGGGCGCGAUCCGUCCUGCAUCAGAUCCUGGUGUACGAUAUAAUUCGACCGGGCGUGAAAGGCAAACGGGCACCCUCCUUUCUGCUGAUCGACUCCAAAUCGGUCAAGAUCAACGAGACCGGCUCGGUGAGCGUGGACGUCCUGCCAGCCGUUGAACGGUGGCUGCGAUCACCCAAGCAGAACUAUGGGCUCUUCAUCCAGGUCACCAGCAAGAGCAAGCGGAAACCACAGUCCACGCCGGAACACCAGCACGUACGGCUACGACGAAGUAUAGACGAAAGCCACGACAAGUGGUCCCACAAGCAGCCACUGCUCUUCACCUACACCGAUGACGGUCGACAUAAACAGCGACCCAUUCGGGAUGCAAUCAGCAACGCCAACCGAGCGCGGCGAGCACCAAUGCGAAAUCGCCGGCGAAAGAAUGGAAGCGAAACCUGCCAGAGGAGGCCCCUCUACGUGGACUUUAGUGACGUCGGAUGGAGCGAUUGGAUUGUGGCUCCUCCGGGAUACGAAGCGUACUAUUGUCAUGGCGAUUGUCAGUUCCCAAUAGCUGACCAUCUCAACACGACGAAUCACGCAAUCGUGCAAACAUUGGUCAACUCGAUCAAUCCCAACCUGGCACCGAAGGCGUGCUGCGUGCCGACACAGCUCUCGUCCAUCUCGAUGCUCUACCUGAACGAGCAGAACAAGGUCGUCCUAAAGAACUACCAGGACAUGACCGUAGUUGGUUGCGGAUGCCGUUGAACCACAACCUCACAUUGUAAAUUUCACACACACACACACACACACAUUGUAUUAUAGCAGAGUAUCCUCUUAAAGAAGAUACUGACGAGUAUAGGAGAAGAAAACUAUGUAGAUUCGAUGUUGAACCGGCCGGGCCGUAGCUUACACAACUCAACCUUCUUAUCUAAUGUCAUGUAAAUUUUUAAUCCGUAAGCGAACAAAGGUUAGGGAGCUCCGAUUGAACGAAAUGAUACAAGAGUGAAUAGGAAUUUGUGCGCCAACGAACGAACGAAUGAAAUGCAUGCGAGCUUUGAUUGGGAAUAAGUGUUAUAAUCUAAGCCCUAGGAAACAACCCCAGUGUCGAUGAAAACAUACACAAAUUGUACAAACAAAAAAGCACGAAUCACAUGUCCAUUGCGAAUGCAAGCUUGAAUGUGCGACACGACGAUGAAGUUGAUGGGAGAAACAAAGCUCCAUGAUGCAACCAAGGCACCUCGUAAGCAAGAACGCAAGCGGCUUAGCAAGGAAACCUGUUUUGUAAAUAUAUCUAAUUUAAAACCGCUAGCUAAUAUAUAUAUAUUUAACUACGACCCAAGCUACCACUCUGUAUAAAUGAAAUGCUACUCCGCGCGACACACGCACACGGAUCACAGUCGCACUCACUCUGUAAAGCAGCUCGGAUAGGAUUGUAUACUUACUUUUAUUUCCAGGAGCAGUAGUGCGGAAGAUUGUUUUAUAAUGUAGACGAACAAUAUUUGUUGGAGCAUUAUGUUUUAUUUAUUUAGUACGGUUAGACAGAGGGCAUAUCUAAGAAUGUUGUUUUAACUGUUUCGGAGUUCAAUAGGAAGUCAUUUUCGUUGUAAAAAGAAGCGUGAACAAAGAGGAAUGGUUGAGCACCCCCUUGAGAAUGUAGUAACUGUACUCUCCUCAUGCUAUACAAUGCUAUUGUUUAUCCCUUUCUUGUAAAUUUGUGUAAUAUACUAGUACCUGUAUUUGAGGAAAAGUAUUUAUUAAAUAAAUCGUCGAAAAUUGAGCGAGGAAUAAAAUUUGUAAAAGCAGUAUUUCAAA